UUCUAGAACGGAGUCAGUAGGUUGUGGCCCUGCUCCAGGUGCAUCGUAUCAGUCGUACCUAUCAGUCCGUACGAUAUAACACACGCGCAGUCUCGUGCUCACACUCUGCGGCGGACGACCGGCACGCGAAUCGUAUAUAGUAUAGUAAUUCACUUCUCCAGGGACACUUUAAUAAACGUACUCAACGUUGUAUCGUAUUCAUUUUGUCGUAUCGGCGUUUUUGUUUUCGUCGCUAUAACCAUUAAACCGGCAUUUCUCUAUAUAAUAUUAUAAUAUAUACACAUCGGGACGGUGUAAUGUGCAAUUGUUGAAACAGUACUUAAACAUACGCGAGAACAAACCGUAUUCCGUUAAUCGACGAGAGAGUAAAAUCUAUAGCCUGCGAUACGAUGAAGAGUCUCGGAUUUUCCGAGUACCUUGCCAUUUGCUGGUGCCUGUGUCAAUGUCUACUAUACCACGGCGCAUCCGGAGCCAGGGAUUCCGCGUGUCCCAGGAUAUGUCCGCAGGGAAGUUCCGAAGAACCGGUUUGCGGUUCGGAUGGCAUAAUUUAUCCGAACGAGUGCGAACUGAAAAAGAAGACUUGCGGAAAAGGCAUAGCUGUGGCAGAGAGCUCAACGCAGUGUCUACGGGCUUACGGAUCGAAUUGCGAACAUCGUUGUGGCAAAGAACAGGACGCGGUAUGUGGUACCGAUGGCCGGACGUACCUAAACAGAUGUAUGAUGCAAGUGGAAAUAUGUAGAGUCGGCACGUCGAUGUCGCACUUGGGACCAUGUAGCAAUAUAUCAGCCCACAGGGAAAACUGUCCGGUUAACUGUGACCAAGCGCCUAUGGAUGGACCUAUUUGUGGAUCCGACGGAAACGUUUACAAGAACACUUGUCAGAUGAAACUGUUCACUUGCGGACAAGGGGUGGUGAGGACAUCCAAGAAACACUGUCAGACGACCAGACACUGCCGGGAAUCGUGUUGGCGGGUGUCAAAACCCACUUGUGGGUCGGAUGGCAACAUCUACAGCAACGCGUGCCGGAUGAAGUCCAAAAACUGCGGCAAGCACGUGUUUGAGGUUCCCAUGGCGUUCUGCCUAAGCCAAGAACGCAACCGGGUCGGUUCAUCGAACGCGUGUCCAGUGAAUUGCGACAAAGAGAAGGACCGGCUGACGUGCGGCUCCGAUGGCAACGUGUACCGUAGCGAGUGCGAGAUGAAAAUGCUCAACUGCGGACAACAGACCAAGAAGAAAGUGACUAAGGUAGAUUUGGAAAAGUGUAGAGCCAGGAUCAACAAGUGCAACAAGGGUCAGUGCCCAGAUGACGCGGACCCAAUUUGUGGAAACGACGCUCAGAAUUAUAAAAAUCAAUGCCAAUUGGACCAGGCUACUUGUUUGAGAGGAAUACAGAUGGCACACUUGGGCAAGUGUUCAUCGCUGCUAUCCACUGAAAAGUGCCCACAGAGCUGUGAAAACGAACGAGAAGAACCGGUGUGCGCGUCCGACGGUAACGUUUACAGAUCGGAGUGCGAUUUGAAGAUGAACACAUGCGGGCAAAAAGUCGUGGCCGUUCCGCCGCACCACUGUCCCACGACGGCCCUGUGCCACCAACAAUGUGACAAGACUAAAGAGUUUGUGUGCGGAUCUGACAACAAGCUGUACAGGAACGAAUGCGAAAUGAAACGCGAAAACUGUGGGAAACACGUGUACGUGGUGCCCAUGAAGAGGUGUCUGACCGGAUUCCAGUUCAAAGGAUGCCAGCGGGUGUGUCCGACUCUGUACGACCCGAUUUGCGGCACCGACCUGAAGACUUACAGCAACGACUGUUUCUUGGAAAUGGAGAACUGUCGGUCCCGGUCGCUGGUUAGCAAACAGUAUCACGGCGUUUGCGGGCAGCCCACCGAAGAGCCUAAAAACUAUUUGUACUGAUCCUACAUAAUAAUAUUAUUUAUUAUAAUAUUAUACUAUAAUGCAUGAUGAAGUAUACAUAUAUUAUUAUUAUUAUUAUUAUUCGCAAAGAUUUUGAUAUUAUGUUGCGUUUUUUUUUGAUAACGCAUUAGGUACAUACUAUAUUUAUAUUUUAAUUUAAUAUGAUUUUUUAAACACUAGAAGGGUUUAUUUACAUCCGUGAUUUGUCAAUAUAUUAAAUUAAAUUGUAUAAUUAUAAUACUUUAAAUGUUAACCGCAUUGGCGGAAAUCGGAGGAGGCUUUCCUUAAGUCCGUCAAGCCUACUCAUUUUUUAGUUCUGUGGGAUCGAAGCCUCCCGCUCAUAUUGAUGUUAAAAAUGUUAGCUCCCCUGAAAUUUUAAUGGAUUUCCACCUAUGGUUAAUCACCUCAAAUGUGUUAGAAUUUAUGUCAAUGCCACAAGUAUAAUUCUAUAAAGUGUACAUCAUUGUAACACAUUUUUCUCUACUUAUGAAAUUCUUAAAACACCAAACGCUUUUUUUCUUAUAUAAAUUUUAUGUACUACAUUAUUAUAAUAUUAUAUAAUUGAGUGACGUGGCAUGAAAAUCAAUCAAAUUCAAACAUAUUACCUAAUACUUAGGUUCUAGGGUAUUGAAUUUUAAUUUUAAGAUUAUUUAUUAAUUAAUAAUAUGUUGUGCUCUCAAACAAAUUAUAUACUUAAGUAUUGGCCCAUCAAGUUGAUAACAUUACGUGUCUUACCCGACCCGAAAUAUUAAAUAAAGCAAGUGCCAAUACAAUGUCAUAUUAUAUACAAAUUAAGAAAUUUAUAAAAUGACAUUUUAACUAAAUAAACUGGUCAAUUGA
This is a messenger RNA of Metopolophium dirhodum (rose-grain aphid), 2750 nucleotides long. Its product is annotated as serine protease inhibitor dipetalogastin. The transcript is spliced from 9 exons. Gene Ontology annotation, biological process: multicellular organism development; cell differentiation. Gene Ontology annotation, molecular function: protein binding. The coding region runs from base 390 to 1910 and encodes 506 amino acids. NCBI's taxonomy places the organism in Eukaryota, Metazoa, Arthropoda, Insecta, Hemiptera, Aphididae. The record is from RefSeq and is a predicted model, not a curated record.